Cygnus atratus (black swan) is the source of this 3448-nucleotide messenger RNA. RefSeq names its product PBX homeobox 3 (gene PBX3). NCBI's taxonomy places the organism in Eukaryota, Metazoa, Chordata, Aves, Anseriformes, Anatidae. The record is from RefSeq and is a predicted model, not a curated record. The coding region runs from base 814 to 1866 and encodes 350 amino acids. The transcript has 8 exons. Gene Ontology annotation, cellular component: nucleus. Gene Ontology annotation, biological process: eye development; brain development; neuron development. Gene Ontology annotation, molecular function: RNA polymerase II cis-regulatory region sequence-specific DNA binding; DNA-binding transcription factor activity, RNA polymerase II-specific.
AAUUAAUUUUUUUACAGUUCUUUCCCCUUUAUUUCCGCUCUUUUCUUUGCGCGAGUCCAAACUUUUGAUCGCUGCUGUUUCCCCCCGUUGCACAGACUUGGGACCAUUUGUUAUUUUUGGGGGGAGGGCAAUUAAUUUUUUUUCCCUCUGUGAUUGUGUUUUCCUGGCUUUUUUUUAUGUUGCAAUUUGGGGGUGGGGGUGCUCGCUCGGUUUGUUGUGGUUUUUGCUGUUUGCCACCCUCCUAACUUCUUCGGGAUUUGCAAGCAAGUUUUUUGAUUUUGUGUUUUUUUGUGUUUUUUUUUUUUUUUUUUACUUUUUUCGUCUUUUUGCAAAGAAGAUUUUUGGACAAGUGGGGAAAGACACAAAAAGCAACAAUAAAAAUAAAAAGGGGAAAAAAAAGGCUUUGGAGGAAGAUUGUACCAAGGAAAGAAAACUGCAAAGAAACCUUAUCAAGUCAUUUAUCCCAGCCACAGAUAUGAUGAUGAUGAAAGAAGACUGUAACUAAAGAAGAGAGUGAUUUACUGCGCUUUAAAGGAGAAGAGAGUGGAAUAAACUGCUGAGACCCGGUCCAAACACAGAUACUGAUUUUUUGUUGUUGUUGUCGAUCUGGUUUUUGCCUUUUUAUUUAUUUCUCUUUUCACGCGCGUGUGUGCGAGGACAGAGCGAGGAGUCAGGAACUGAGACUGACUUCGGGAGCCGGAGACCUAUUCGCCUUUUCCUCCCGCAGCCCCCGCUCCGCUCCCCGCCGGCGGCGCAGCCCGCUCGCCCGCCGCUCCGCCCGGCAGCAUCGAUCGGGCUGCGGCGGAGGCCGGCAUGGACGAGCAGUCCAGGAUGCUGCAGACUCUGGCCGGCGUGAACCUGGCCGGCCACUCGGUGCAGGGGGGCAUGGCUCUGCCUCCUCCCCACGGACACGAAGGGGCAGACGGCGACGGCAGGAAGCAGGACAUCGGGGACAUCCUCCAUCAGAUCAUGACCAUCACUGACCAAAGCCUGGAUGAGGCACAAGCAAAGAAGCACGCGCUCAACUGCCACAGGAUGAAGCCCGCGCUCUUCAGCGUCCUCUGCGAGAUCAAGGAGAAAACAGGUUUGAGCAUCCGAGGAGCCCAGGAGGAAGACCCUCCCGAUCCCCAGCUAAUGAGACUAGACAAUAUGCUUCUGGCAGAAGGAGUCUCAGGUCCGGAGAAAGGUGGGGGAUCGGCAGCAGCAGCUGCAGCCGCAGCAGCCUCUGGAGGGUCUUCAGAUAACUCUAUUGAACACUCAGAUUACAGAGCCAAAUUGACCCAGAUCAGACAAAUCUAUCACACAGAGCUGGAGAAAUAUGAACAGGCAUGUAAUGAAUUUACCACACAUGUGAUGAACCUUCUCAGAGAACAGAGUCGGACACGUCCCAUUUCUCCCAAGGAGAUUGAAAGGAUGGUGGGCAUCAUUCAUCGAAAAUUCAGCUCCAUCCAGAUGCAGCUCAAACAAAGUACUUGUGAAGCGGUCAUGAUUUUAAGGUCAAGGUUCCUUGAUGCCAGGCGGAAAAGGCGCAACUUCAGUAAACAAGCCACAGAAAUCUUGAAUGAGUAUUUUUACUCCCACCUCAGUAACCCUUACCCCAGUGAAGAAGCCAAAGAAGAGCUGGCAAAGAAAUGCAGCAUCACAGUAUCGCAGGUGUCCAACUGGUUUGGAAAUAAGAGAAUCAGGUACAAGAAGAACAUCGGGAAGUUCCAGGAAGAAGCCAACCUUUACGCGGCAAAGACGGCUGUGACCGCAGCACAUGCCGUGGCCGCGGCCGUACAGAACAACCAGACAAACUCCCCCACCACACCAAACUCUGGUGGAUACCCUGCGUCAUGUUAUCAAUCAGACGGGAGGAUACAAUGAUGGCUUGGGAGGAAAUUCACUGUACAGUCCACAUAAUUUAAAUGCUAAUGGAGGCUGGCAGGACGCAACUACUCCAUCUUCUGUGACUUCCCCUACAGAAGGGCCGGGAAGUGUGCACUCUGAUACCUCUAACUAAUCUCCUAGCAACACUUUUUCCCUGAGCUGAGAUGCCUUGAUUAGCGCAUUCAGAGUCACAGGAGAAAAAGGAAAGAAUUUUUUUGUAGCCAACCACCUACAGCUUUACUGUAAAACCUUGUCUUAUUAGAAAACUUGGUAAAUCUGUUUUUUAAAGGUAUCAUAAUCAUUUGUAUUUAUACUUAAAACACACAAUGUUAAAAAGCACUUUAUCCAAUUAGGCCAAGAUUUAGCAUUGUUUAUAGCCCUGUAACUAUUUUAUCAUAAUUUAUUAUCAACAGUUUUAACAAUAUUUGUCUAACAGUUGCCAAUUACUUGGCCUUAAGGGUAAAAGAACAGUACAAGUUUAACCUCAAUAGCAAGAGCAAACACAAAGAAACACCUCACCUAAAUUUAACUUCUUGCAUAUUUCCAUGGAAAGUCUAAAUGAAUUACAGACUUUGAUUGUGUUUAAUCUUUUCAUAUCUCUUAUAGAGUUGGAAUAAAAAGAACUGUUCGGUCAUUUCAGUUAACAACGGUUGUGUUUAAGAAUCAUAUUCAUCACGUUUUUGUUGUGAUCUAUUGUUUUAUAAAUUAGAUUGGAUACCAGGAGCAUCUUUUCUUGCUAAAAACACCGGGAGUCUACUCUCUGUAUUUCAACAAUGGACGUAGAUUGUUCUUAAGAGAUGAAGAUACUUGCUGCUUAUUUCUGUGAAAGCCAAGAUCUGGGGUUUUACAGUACGAGCUAGGUGCUGCACAUGAUUGCCAAGAUUUGUUACUUCUUCUUGGCAACAAAGCAAAUUAAAAAAAAAAAAGGAAAAAAAGCAAAAGAAAAAAAAGCACCAUUAUAUGGAGUGUUGUAUAUAGUGUAGCAAAAGAGUAUUUAUACAUCUCACCAAUCAAAACACAGCUUUAUUACCUCAUGCGAACUCAUACAAACCAAUAGACUUUCAACAUGUUCUGUAGCUUAGAGUGCUCACUUACUACCUCUGAACGAUACUCACGCUGUAGUUUGUCUCUUUCUUAUCUUUUUGCAUCUUGUAAUUAACUCUUUGUUUCCCUCAUGAAAUGUAAUGUACAUUGUAAUCUUUUAAAAGAAUCAGGGUUGCAUUUGCAACUUUUAAAAAAGCUAAAGUGGAAACAUUGGGUCUUAGGUUUAACACAAAACAGUAAAACUGUUGUAAAUACUGAGAAACAUUUUGAAUGUUCUUCAUCUUGUUACUAAUCCACGCAAAAAAUACAACUAAUUGUAAUGCAUACAGACUUCAGUAUUCAGUACUGUAUAUUCCACCCUGUGUAACAGGGCGCCCUUUCUUUCUCUCUUUUGUAUUGUAUGCGAUUCUGAAACUGAUUGAGUCAUGAAAAUAAUUUGUGGCAGUGAUUCUAAUGUAUUAAAACGUUUCGUGUUACUUUCUAACUGGAUUACACCCUGGAUUGAAAAGUCUUCCUCGUGGUAGUUAUAUGUAGU